GACCCCUAAAUAUCGACUUUUCUCCAAUAAAACAAACAGAUAAAUAAAGAUUAAUAUGGAAUAUUCAUGCAUAGAAUUGAAUGAUAUACCUUGUGAAAUUCUUCUCAUUAUUUUUCAAAAAUUAGAUAAUAUUGAUGUACUUUACUCCUUGCAUGGUCUUAAUAAACAAUUAAAUAAAAUAAUAGGUGAUCCAAUAUUUACAACUAGUUUGAACUUUGUUAAAUGGUCAUCUAACAAAUUUAUUAAUAAAUUAUCUUCUAAUGUGAUACUUAAUCGAUUUUGUUUACAAAUUUUACCUGAUAUAUCCAUUAGAAUCAAAUGGUUUCAUCUUGAAUCAUCAUCUAUAAAACGUAUUCUACGUGCUGCUAAUUAUCCUAACUUAUAUGGACUCGGUCUAUACAAUAUGAAAGAAAAGACAGCUAGACGUCUUUUUACCGUUCAAAGUUUUUCACAGUUUGUUUAUCUUAUCGAUGGUCGUUUCAAUCAGCUUCAUACAUUGAUUGUUGAUUUAAUUAAUCCUGCUGGUUCAAUAGAAAUAAUAAAGAAUAAAACAAAAAUCCCAAAUCUAAAAUGUUUUGUUCUAUCAUGUGCUUGGGAAAUGACAUAUUUCGAUGAAUGUUGUUUGCCACUUCUUUAUCGAAUGUCAAAUUUAGAAAAACUUGGUUUGUAUAUAACGACCUAUGUCCGUGAUAAAUUUAUUGAUGGAAAUUAUUUGAAAAAUAUUUUCAAUCGUAUGCCACAAUUAAAUGAAUUUUCAUUUGAUUUUCGUUCUCUUUUAUUUAUUAAUAAUCAAAUCAAUUUCCUAUCAAACGAAGAUAUUCAACGAACAUUCACAGAUUUUCAAUAUAAUAAAAUAAUAUCUUAUGUUAACCAUUUUCUAGAAGAAAAUGAGGCUCAAUGUCAUAUUUAUUCGUAUCCAUCUCAAAUCCAAUAUUAUCAAAGAAUAACAAAUCAUUUUCCAGGUGGAAUAUUUAAAUAUGUUCGUUUAAUAUCAUUAUAUGAUGAACAUCCUUUUGAACAUGAAUUUUUUAUUCGUAUUUCUCAAUCAUUUCCAUUUAUUGAAAAAUUAUCUUUGAUUAAUAAUCAAUCACAAAAACAUAAACAAUCUCAGAAUUCAUCAAUUGUUAAAUAUAAUUAUCUUGUUACACUUGAUAUUGAAAAAGUUCAUGAUGAUUAUCUUGAAGAAUUUUUAUUUAAUAGAAAAACAUAUUUUCAUAAUAAUAUUCUUGUUUAUAUUAAUUAUAAAUCAUUAGAAAGAGUAACACACAAUUUUACAAGAGAUUCAACACGAAUUAAUUGUGGCAAAAUAAAUAAAAUUUAUUUCUGGGGAGAAAAGAAUUAUUCCAAUUCUUUACGAGAUUAUUUUCCUCAAGCAAUAAUAUCUUGA
This is a messenger RNA of Rotaria sordida, 1387 nucleotides long. Lineage: Eukaryota; Metazoa; Rotifera; Eurotatoria; Philodinida; Philodinidae. The record is from the annotation of a GenBank genome assembly.